UGUAUUUCAAGUAUCAAAAUAAAUUAUAUUCACAAUGUAUUAUCUGUGAAACAAAUGUUCCGUCUACAUCUGAAUCUGUAGAAAAUCAUUUAAACUCGCAUUCUGAAGAACAACGGAAGAAUCAUAUACUUCGCAGCUGGUUGUGGAAAUAUUGCACAAAAAAAGAUGAUUUUGUGGUGGAGUGUAAUAUUUGUCACGACAACGUAUCUAUUUCUAUGGAGUCUACACUGAAUCGUCACAUAAAAAUGAUACAUUCUGACAAACUAAAAAAAACACGCAACACAGUUGAUUUAUCAGAACGCAUCUCAUCACUUCAAACGAGCACAACGUCUCAAAGUAUUGUAACUAAAAAGCAUGUGUGGAAAUAUUAUAUAAAACUGUCCGAUUUUGAAGCGCAGUGCAGGUUUUGUGAAAAUAAAUAUAAUUAUUUAGAUUUUUCACAUUGUUAUACACAUAUAUCAACACAACACACAAAAAUUUGGACAUACGAAAAAAAGAAAAGACUAAUAAAAUGGCCAUGGAUGUAUUUCAAAUAUAAAAAUAAAUUAUAUUCACAAUGUAUUAUCUGUGACACAAAUGUUCUAUCUACAUCUGAAUCUGUAGAAAAUCAUUUGAACUCGCAUUCUGAAGAACAACAAAAAAAUCAUAUACUUCGCAGCUGGUUGUGGAAAUAUUGCAUAAAAAGAGAUGAUUUUGUGGUGGAGUGUAAUAUUUGUCACAACAACUUAUCUAAUCCUAUUCAAGUUAGCCUGGAUCAUCACAUAAAAAUGGUACAUUCGGACAAAUUAAUAGAAACACGCGACACAGUUAGUUUGUCAGAACGCAUCUCAUCACUUCAAACAGACACAUUGUCCCAAACUAUUGUAACUAAGAAGCAUGUGUGGAAAUAUUAUAUAAAACUGUCGGAUUUUAAAGCGCAGUGCAUGUUUUGCAAAAAUAAAUAUAAUUAUUUACAAACUACACAUUUUAAUGUACAUAUAUCAAAACAUCACCCAAAAAUUUGGAAAUAUGAAAAAGAGAAAAAUCUAAUAAAAUGGCCAUGGAUGUACUUCAGGUAUCAAAAUAAAUUAUAUUCACAAUGUAUUAUCUGUGACACAAAUGUUCUAUCUACAUCUGAAUCUGUAGAAAAUCAUUUGAACUCGCAUCCUGAAGAACAACGGAAGAAUCAUAUACUUUGCAGCUGGUCGUGGAAAUAUUGCAUAAAAAGAGAUGAUUUUGUGGUAGAGUGUAAUAUUUGUCACGACAACGUAUCUAUUUCUAUUCAUUCUACACUGAAUCGUCACAUAAAAAUGAUACAUUCUGACAAACUAAAAGAAACACGCGACACAGUUGAUUUAUCAAAACGCAUCUCAUCACUUAAAAUGGACACAAUGUCUCUAAAUAUUGCAAAUAAAAAGCAUAUGUGGAAAUAUUACAUAAAACUGUCCAAUUUUGAAGCGCAGUGCAGAUUUUGUAAAAAUAAAUAUAGUUAUUUACACGUUACAAAAUGUCGUACACAUAUAUCAAGACGUCACACAAAAGUUUGGAAAUACGAAAAAGAGAAGAAACUAGUAAAAUGGCCAUGGAUGUAUUUCAAGUAUCAAAAUAAAUUAUAUUCACAAUGUAUUAUCUGUGAUGCGAAUGUUCCUUCUACAUCUGAAUCUGCAGAAAAUCACUUAAGUUCGCAUUCUGAAAAACAACGAAAGAAUCAUAAACUUCACGAAUGGUCAUGGAAAUAUUUCACAAAAAGAGAUGAUUCUGUGGUGGAGUGUAAUAUUUGUCACAACAACAUAUCUGUUUCUGUUUGUUCUAGCCUGACUCGUCACAUAAAAAUGUUACAUUCGGACAAAUUAGAAAAUAUACAAGAAACACACGACACAGCUGGUUCGUCAAAACACGUUUUAUGACUUGAAAAAAUGGACACAAUGUUUAUGUCACCAAAAGAUUGUUAUUUCGAUACGUCCAACUUAUGGAUACAUAUCAAAGAAAUGCAUAAAAAAGUUUUUAGUCUGAAAGAAAAAUUCCGAAGUUUACACGGACCGUCAAGAAUAUAUUUCAAAUAUUUCAACUCAUUGGCUUUUAAUUGUAUUAUUUGUAAUGAAAGCGUUUUUAUUUUUAUC
This is a messenger RNA of Linepithema humile (Argentine ant), 2099 nucleotides long. The record is from RefSeq and is a predicted model, not a curated record. Lineage: Eukaryota; Metazoa; Arthropoda; Insecta; Hymenoptera; Formicidae.